This is a messenger RNA of Uncinocarpus reesii 1704, 2595 nucleotides long. RefSeq lists its product as uncharacterized. The transcript has 6 exons. NCBI's taxonomy places the organism in Eukaryota, Fungi, Ascomycota, Eurotiomycetes, Onygenales, Onygenaceae. The record is from RefSeq and is a predicted model, not a curated record. Bases 1 to 2595 code for a protein of 864 amino acids.
AUGGCCGUUUGCCGACCGUGCAAAGACACCCUGUCGCCCCUAUACCAGGUUAUCAAGAGCGUCCAGGGCAGUAUCUUGGAGAUCAUUCCAGAGCAGAUAAUGAUAAACUUCCAGGUUGAGUGCACAAGGAUCUUACGCAACUUGGAUGAUCAUAUGGGCAAUCUGUUCUGCCUGGCGAUUUUGGCAAAAAUUGCAUCAGCACCACAAUUGUUCCCAUCCGAGAAGCCGCGCUGGCUUCGAUCUAUCUGUCAAUUUUUUGAUGCCACAAGAGGUUUGAAGACAUUAGACCUGGCCUUCUUGCGUGCAAUUUUGGUCUACUCUGGGAAUAGUGUGCUAUUUUCAUCUGAGAGCGUUCAGUACCUCCAGCUUGUGAAGGAAAUUUGUGAAGCUGUGGAACCCACACAGAAAACUCUUUGGCUAACCGCUAACAAACCAAAGAUUAUCAAACUAUGCGAGAAGGUCAUCAAGUCAGCUGCCAGUCUAGAAGUCCAGAUGAUGGGCCUUGGCUUCCUUGUCUCAUUUGUUCCUGCGGAAAUGCUCCCAAAUCAUGUUGUGGAGUUGGUCCAACAAAGGAUUUUGUCGGAAGAUAGCAAUCGUGUUCUUUACGAUACACCCGCUGACUACCUUUCGCUUUUGAUCCAAAACGUUUCACCUAGGUUUGACCAGCCGACAAUCUCCCGAUGCAUUGCUUAUAUUAUGAUGCACUUGGAUGAUUUUUCGUUUAGUACUGAUAUACAUAUGGUCAAUGUCGGUAUGGCGAGGUCAAUGCUAUCUGGACUCGCCAAAAAAUCAGAGUCUUCUAGCAGCCUAAAGGCGUCUAUCAAAGCCGCUCUUCUUGCUAUCGACAGGGAGAAGAUGAAAUUCCAGUGCGGCGCAAUACGACCUUCCCCGGAUCAUAGUCAGUGCGGGCAAUGCAGGAUCUGCCCCGUUGCAGCAUCUUUGAGGUCGAAUUACUUGUCUCUCGAAUUGGGCGCUUUGGUUUUAAAUCUAUUCAAUACCAGCCCUCCGACGGAAUCCUCACAGCAACUUUCGUUUCUAUGGGAAAAGACUCUAAUCAAUUUAAAAUCUUCACUUGAAAUAUCUUAUCCACUCUCUCGAAUUCCUCCUAAGGUUGGUGACGGUUCAGUCCAUGGAAUGGCACGAGACCAGUACGCACCCGAUGCAAGCCGGGACUGGAGGUCAAAACUUUCCCAACAUUUACAUCAAUUGUCUGAUCUUUCAUAUUCUGAAGUUGUUCGCCAAGUUCAGGAUGUCUGUCAAGAUUUUGAAAUGCGAUGUGAGAAUGUUGAAGCCCCGCUCCGGUCCAUGAGCGCUGAGAUGGAAGGCCUGGCCGCAAAAUGUGAAGCGGCCAAGUUGGAAUGCGAAAAGCUGACAAAUAAAACAACUGAAGAUGCGGAAUUGAUUGCGAGGCUGAGGAGUGAAAAUGAUGAUCUUUGCCUUGAUGUGGAGCGUCUAGCAACAGACUUGAAAUCUACUAAAGCGAACCUCCAAGAUUCAAUACAAACCAACCAGAAGGCGAUUCACUCAGCUCGAGAAAAGGCACAAGAUUUGGAGAUUAGAUACAGCGCAAUUAUUGCGGCAAAGGACGACGUGAUCGAAGAGUUGCGAGAGAGGACUGAACAAUUAAAUCUUGAAAAUGACAAGCUGGAAGCCCUCAGACAGGAGGCAUUGACUUCAACUCGAGAAGCCCAGUCCGAAACCAAAGAGCUACAGGGCAUAAUUGCUGCGAAAGAGGAAUUAUGCCGCAACCAAGAAUCAAUAAUCAACACUUUGCAGGGGGAGGCACUAACACUGAAUUCGAGUUUAGAGAAAGCAGAAGGCCUCCUCAAGCAGAAGACCUCUCAAUGUCUAAUGUUUGAGGAGAAAUGCCAGGUCGACAGCGAAUCGUAUGAACGUGCUGUCGAAACGUUGAAAGAGUGCCACGAGACGGAGGUAUCGCGAUUGAACGACGAGAUGUCGGUUAUGAGAGCAUCUCAUUUGGAAGAACAACAAACAUGGGAGACGACGUUAGAAACCGUAAAGCUCAAGGCGAGCCGCGCAGUUAAAGAAAAAGGCAAGAAAAUCGAAUCCUUAGAGUAUCAGUUGAGCGCUUUGAGGCAAGAAUAUGGCGAGAAAGCUCGUGAAAUGGCGAAAGCCCAGGAAUACAGUAACAGACUAAUGGCGGUUUUCAACCCCAGCCAUCCGGCCGUUCCAACACACUUCGAACCCUUACAUGGGCCACAAGGGUCGGGAAACGCGCGCUCUGGGUAUACUGACAGAGAAGCAGAGAACAUGAGCUUGACAACCGAGUCUUUUGGGCCGAUUAACUCAACGGCACCGAGUCCCACGCCAAAACGCCGAAGGAAUGCCCAAAGGCGGUCGAUGGGGCCUGUCGGCUCCGUGAAUAACAAGAAAUCUGAAGCUGGGCGGCCUCGUAAGCGGCUCAGCAAUCUUUCGUCAACACCUCCAGCUUCCAGGCAGCCGCUGUUGCAGCUCAAUACCAACAGUCCAGUCAAAGGCCGGAACCGUUCCUCGCCAAGUAAAAUAAUUGAUGGCGAUGGGCAACACCUCAGCUUCGAAGAGAACUCGGUCCAGGAAGAUAUUUCCACGUUUUGA